Messenger RNA from Blepharisma stoltei, 3518 nucleotides. The record is from the annotation of a GenBank genome assembly. NCBI's taxonomy places the organism in Eukaryota, Ciliophora, Heterotrichea, Heterotrichida, Blepharismidae.
AUGAAUCCGUUGAAUCAAUUGAAUCAAUUAAUAGGAAAUCCCAAAAAAGCAAUCCAAGGCAAAUUGCGAGAUACAGAGAAGAUUGUCCAUGUAAUUCCUAUGCAGUUCGAGCAAGUCAGUGCUUGGAUUGAAGGAAAAGUCAAAAAUGCCUUCUUAGUAAUUGUUUCAAAUUCAGAUUCGCCAAACGAACUUGCGUAAUUCCUAAUCAGCUUAUUUCUCUACAAGCCUUCACGGCUGCUUAAAAUAAACACAAAAGUGAGCUUGCUUGUUGUUUUUCCACUCACAAAGGAGCUGCGCAUAAUCCCACGUGAGAAAGGUUACUCAGUAAGAUGGCUUGACCAUGUAGAAACAUCAUGAGAAAUAAAAACCAACGCCCACGAAACCUUUAAUUUCAUAGCAAAGCAUAUAUAGCUGCAAAAUUUCUCUAGAUCUCUAUAGGAUAAAUCUUGUUCAUUUUCCAUUUUCCAGCCUUUUAAAAUUCAUAGUUUUCUUAAAGGGCAAUAAAAAGAGAAAUUAAUCAAGCUAUAAAGGUUCAUGCCCUAUAGAAGAUGUAGGAAGAUAUCAAAGGGCUCCUUUUUCAUCAGAUGCAAAUACUCAUAGAUGGAUAUGAUAUUACGAGUCUGUAAUCCCUGCACAAGUAAGGACUUUAGAUGAAAACAAUGAAAGAGACUUUAAGCACAGGACAACAGUCGCUUUAUUACCUGAACAUUUUGGCUCAGAAAUCAUGAACACUUAUAUAAAAGAACAACUGCAAAAGCGAGAAAAUGAAUUUACAGAAAUCAAGGACUUGAAAAUUAUGGUAGGGACGUGAAACGCAGCUGGAACUGCACCAGCUGAACCUUUGAUUUCAUGACUUAAGUGCCAGAACUUGAAUGAAGACAGUCCUGCUGAAGCUCCAGACUUGUUUUUAAUUUCGCUACAAGAGAUGUGUGAGUUAAAAGCACAAAAUAUUUUGGGAAGUGAAGGUAGGAAAAGGGAGUGAACUGAAAAUAUCAAAGAACAAGUAAACUCUGCAUAUCCUGGGUUUGAAUAUGUAUUGGUAGCUGAUGCAGAUUUAGUUGGACUUUUGACUCUGAUUUUUGCGAAAAUUGAGCUACAACAGAGUAUAAAAAAUAUGUGUGCAGCUAGUGUAAAACUAGGCUUUAAAGGCUACACAGGAAAUAAAGGGGCAGUAUCUUUUAGGUUUGAAAUUUUUGAUACCAGCAUUUGUUUGAUUAACUGCCAUUUAGCGCCCCACAAAAAUCAGACAAUUUUGAGAAAUAAGCAUAUAAAGAUAAUUUCUAAAGAAACAAAAUUCAAUUUGGAAGAUGGAAGGAUAAAGAAUUUAUUUGAGCAUGAUUUUAUAUUCUUCAAUGGAGACAUGAAUUAUAGGCUUAAUACACUAACCUCUGAAGAAAUUUUAAGGAGAAUCCAAGCACACGAUUAUCGUUCUUUAUUAGAUUAUGACCAGCUGUUAAACGAAAGAAGAAAACAACAGAUGCUAGCUGACUUCACUGAAGGUACUAUAAAUUUUCGUCCUACAUAUAAGCUUACACAAGAUUCAAUCGAGCUAGUCUACAAGUAAUUAUAAUAUAGCCCUAAACGAGACCCAGCCUGGUGUGAUAGAAUUCUAUAUAAAGGCAAUUCCACUCUUCAAAGGUAUGGAUCAUGUCCAUAUAUUUCUCAAAGUGACCAUGUGCCUGUUUUUGGAUAUUUUAUAGUCCCAGUAAAAAUAUCAAACCAAGAAGCCAUGAAUAAGCUGAAAGAUGAAGUUUUUAAAUCAGUCGACGAAGCUUUGCAUUCACCAUUGCCAAAGCUUCAAAUAUCAGAAACUUUGAUACAAUUUACUGGGAUGCGAUAUAAAGUAAGCCAAACCAAACUUUUAACUGUAGAAAAUAAAGGAUAUUCCAUUAUUCCAUUAGAAAUCAGACCAAAUCAACAGAUAAAUACAUUGAAAAGCUGGGUAUCAAUUUCUCCCACAUUUGCAUCUGUCGCCCCAGGGCAGCAAUUUUCUUUUGAAAUUACUGCUUGUUUUAAUGAAAAGCAAGCAAGAAAAGCAAAUGCAAAACAAGAUUAUAGGUCUGUCAUGAUGAUUCUUGGAAUUGUAGGGAGCAGUGAUUAUUUUGUAAAUUUUAUGUAGAUUGAAGUAACAUGUGAUUUUGUAGGCUCAUGUUUUGGGGCAAGCUGCCAAGAUCUGAUAAAAAUUGUUGGGCCUAUUAUGGGGCUUAAAUCAUGUAUAAAAAAUGCUGCCACGUCCUCAUCAAUGUCUAUAGAGCUACCGAAAGAGCUUUAUAGGAUUAUUGAAUUUAUUAAAGAUAAAGGACUUAGAGUCAAAGGACUCUUUGAGGACACUGGGAAUUUAGAAGUUUUAGCCCACAUAAGAGAUGUUUUGGAUACAGGGAAACAGUUUAAUAAGCAAACUGACGUCCAUUCAAUGUGCUCGAUUUUAAUUGAGUUUUUAGAGUCUUUGUCUGAGCCUAUUCUGCCAACUGCUAUUUUGGAUAGUGCAUGCCAAAUGUCAGAGUCUUCGCAAUUUGCUUUAGUGAAAAACCAUUUAUUCAGGUCGGUAGAUCCGAUAUCAGCCAGGGUACUUGAGUAUAUUGCAUCAUUUUUGAAAAAUUUGCUUGGGCAUAGGUCUUUUAAUGGUUUGUCUGAAGAAAGCUUGGCAGAAUAUUUCUUACUCCCCCCCCCUUUAAAUUGGAACAAAAUAUCGGUAAAAUUUCCACUUUUUUGGUAAAUUAACCCCCUUUAAAUUGAAACAAAAUUUAAUUUAUAAUAAAACAUUAUAUAUAAUUUUUAUCUAAAAAGUUUUGAUAUAAAUUAAAUGUUUCUUCUUAACUAAAAUUAAAAAUUUUAGUUAUAUCUUGCUCUUUUUUAAAGAAAAAAGUAUAAAAAGAGCAUCUUAUUUAAAUAAAUUUAUUAUUCUUAAUUGCUAAAUUUUAAAAAACAAAUUUAAAAUUGUUUUUUAAAAUUUUCAAAAAAUUUUUGUUUUUUUUGAUAAAAAUGAUAUUUUUUAUUUGGAUAGUUUUGAUAUAAAUUCAAUAGGAAUUCUUUAUAAAAUUUCAAAAUUUACUUAUUUCUUGCUUUAUUUAAAGAAUAGAGUAUAAAUAACAUCUUAUUUAAACUAAAUUAGCACUUUGAUCGAUAAAUUUUCUAAAAUUUUUUUUUUUAAUUUUUUUUUAUCAAUAAAAAUAAUAAUUUUUGUGUAAAUAAUUUUGAUACCAAUUAAUAUUGGCGUAUUAACUAAUAAUGAAAAUUUAGUUAUAUCUUGCUUUGUUUUAAAGGAUAAAGAGUAAAGAGCAUUUUAUUAAACAAAUUUAUUGAUCUAAUUCGAUAUGUUUUUGAAAUUUUUUUUUUAAAAAAAAAAUUAACCCCCCUUUAAAUUGGAACAAAAUUUUUAGUUCCAAUUUAAAAGGGGGGGGGAGUUAGAGCCAUUAACCCACGCUGAAGAGCUUCAAGGCAAGAAGAACGCUAGCAUUGAUACCUCUGCUGACCCAGAAAAAAGGCUUACAUUAUUAGCUCUCCUUAUAUCUUCAUAA